UAUAAGGUGUUUCGUGUAUCUCAAACCUGAGUCAAGGUGUAUACCCAGAUAUUUAGCGCAGUUACUCGGUUCUAUAAUACUACCAUUUAAAUCAAAACUCAAAGUUGGUUUCUGUCUUGGUUCCUUUAGUACUACUACUAUUACUUUUGCUACUUGCCAACUCUAGGUCAUUCUCUAUCAUCCACCUGUCGACUUUUCUGUAACGACUUGUCACCUUAUCUUCAAUAUCCCCAUUUAGUAUGUUAGUUUGCCCAUAGUCUAUUUCUAAUACUCUGUUGUACAGUACAUUCCAUAGAGUAGGUCCCAAAAUGGACCCUUGUGGUUCUCCUGAUGAGAGUUUCAUGUGUGUAUUAAUUGCUACAUUUAAAUAUCUGUUUGUCAGAUAUUUAUUAAUGAUAUUUAUGAUGUAGUCGGACACUCCUGCCACUUCUAUGUGAUGCCAAUUUGCAGAGUUGAAACAUCACAAGACUGGCUUAUCUUUUUUCCGAUCUUUUUACAGUUUCAGAAAUCUUCUUCACCGCAUCUAUAGCCGAUGUGGCUUUUCUUAAACCGUACUGUCUAUCUGAAAUUUUUCCCAGAACUUCAAGUUCUUCAUCAAGACAUUCUUUAUAAGACCUUCAUAGAAUUUUCCUACGCAAUCUGGUAAACACAGAGGUCUAUAUGAGUUGGCUUCGUCCGGUUGUUAAGUCCUAAGUAAUUUUUAUAAAAUACAUUAUUCAUAAGAUUAACUAUCUAUAAUUAUUUUAAACAAAACUCAAACUUAAGUAUAUAUAAAAUUCAAUCACUCUGAAGAACCUGAUGAAAAUAUUUCUCUAUUGACUUGUGUUUUCUGCUUUUCUUUUCCAGUCCCUCACCCUAACUUGUGUCUUCCUCCACUUUAUUAAUCCACCUGUUUCUGGGUCUACCUACAUUGAUGAUUUCCCUACAUCAUUUCAAUCACACGAAAUCAAAGUAUUCCUUAAUUUAUACGGAUUAAUUGUUGACAAUGGAUAUUAUUUAUGAUGUGAGCUGUCAGAGAUAGUAGAGUAUGUCGAAAAAUCAGGUUGCGAAGUUCUGCGAGCAAGAGAUGAAUGGGGGUAUACACCUGCUCACUGGGCAGCCCUCGACGGUAACGUUGAGAUCAUGCGAUAUAUUGUCGAUAAAGGUGCUCCUAUAGAUCUUCCUUGCCUCGGUACUCAAGGACCACGACCGAUACACUGGGCUUGUAGAAAAGGUCACACAGCAGCAGUUCAGGUUUUACUGCAGGCAGGUGUAGCUGUAAACGCAGCUGAUUUUAAAGGGCUAACGCCAUUAAUGACAGCUUGCAUGUUCGGAAGAACAGCCACGGCUGCGUUUCUGUUAGGUAUGGGAGCUUCAAAUGAUUUAAUGGAUAUUAAUGGCGACACUGCUCUGCACUGGGCAGCAUAUAAAGGACAUGCCGACUUAAUCAGGUUGUUGAUGUAUUCUGGUAGUAAUCUUCAAAAGCCAGAUCACUUCGGAUCAACGCCUCUACAUUUAGCUUGUUUAUCGGGAAAUUUAACAUGUGUAAAAUUACUUUGCGAAAAAAGUAACAUCAACUUAGAACCGUUAGAUAAGAACGAUAAGACGCCCUUGAUGCUUGCUCAAAGUCAUAGACACAAUGAUAUAGUAGAACUCUUACACACCGAAAAGAAACGACGCUCCAGUUGGUUCCCUCCAUUAAACGAAGUCUGGGGUUUGCUUUUUGGUAAAGCUGGUAAUUCGAAAGCACCUUUAAUCUUUUUUAUGAGCUCAGUUUUGCUAUGGGGAUACCCAAUGUAUAUAAUUAGGUGCAUUCCAAUUACAUGGAAUAUUUUAAGAGGUUCCCACUAUUGCUUUAUUUACUGGAAUGUAGUAAUGUGGAUUUGCUGGAUUGUGGCGAACCGAAAAAAUCCUGGUUACAUUCCGAUGAACUCCGAAUCAUACCAUAGAUCCAUAAAACAAAUACCAAUGUUUGAUAAAUGGAAAAAAAGGAACUCUAUUUUGAAUAGGCUUUGUCAUACUUGUAGGUGUCUAAGACCUUUAAGGGCUAAACAUUGUAGAAUAUGCAAUCGAUGCGUCUCGUACUUUGACCAUCAUUGUCCAUUUAUUUACAACUGCGUAGGAUUGAGAAAUAGAACCUGGUUUUUUCUCUUUGUGAUGAGUAUAGCAGUUAAUUGUUCUUUUACGAUUUACUUUGCAAUGUACUGUAUAGCUUUGGAAGGCUUCGGAAUAUUAUAUAUUCUGGGAUUGCUAGAAGCGUUUAUUUUUUCUGGAUUAGGAUGGAUUCUUACAUGUACCUCGAUCCUCCACGCUUGCAUGAAUCUCACAACCAACGAAAUGUUCAAUUACAAGCGAUAUCCAUAUCUCCGAGACAAGAGAGGAAGAUACCUAAAUCCAUUCUCUAGGGGUCCAAUUUUAAAUCUUAUCGAAUUCUUCUUUUGCACCCCUGAAGACUACGACGACGAUUAUGGGUACGAUUAUAUAUGAUACAGGAAAAAUAGCUCGAAUGCCGACAAAAAUUCACAAAGAUAGCUUUGCAGCUUGUAAAAUAUUAUUGGUAAACAUAUUACUAUAUGUUUCAGGAUAAGAAUGAUAAUGGUAUGGAAAGACAAUAUAAUAAACGAUAAAGAUGCAGAUUACUGGUUUAGACGAGAUGAGAAAGAUAUCCGUUCGUGUAUCGGUGGUUAAUUUAUAACUUUUCAGUUAAUCAAAGACUACUGCACUCUAAAUUAAAUAGAAGCAAUACUAAUACAAGUGCCUAAUACACCUAUCUAAUUAUUUUAAAAAUUUAUUUAUAUGUAUACAGGGUGGCCGAACCAAAACGAAACAGAGACACUAUCGGGAACUACAUUUUUUAAAAACCCAGCGAUAGCUAAAUUUUGGAUUAAAAGGGGGACAAACUUUUUCGGUAUUUUUAUUAUUUUACUUUCACCCUUAAGCCAGGUUAAGAAUCACCCCGACAUUUUAUAAUGACGAUGAGGGUAAAAUAAGAUCGUUUUAAAGCCCUUCUGAUUCCCUGUACAUUAGCCUUUAAAAUUUUAAAUUCGGUUUAAUAUUUUAUUUUAUUUAUUUAAAAAAACUUUGAAAUUUAAAUUGGAUUUACCUCCUUAAUUAGUUAAUUCAGUACGCUACUGGUUUAGAUUGUAAUUUCUUUCUUCGCGCAGCUUUUGGUUUUUGUCAUAUUUGUCACCCUUGAAAAAAAAAUUAACAUGUCUCUGGGUUUUUGUGUUGUUCUUCCGGCCACCCUAUAUAUUAUUCAUGGUAAUAUUACCUAUUUAUCUGAAACAUAUAGUACAGUUAAAUGUGGUCUUUUGCGAUGCAAAAUAAUUAGUUUGUUACAUUAACUUCAAUGUUAUAAUUUUAUAUAAAAUAAAAAAAUAUUAAAUUGUU
This is a messenger RNA of Diabrotica virgifera virgifera (western corn rootworm), 3369 nucleotides long. RefSeq names its product palmitoyltransferase Hip14 (gene Patsas). Bases 1123 to 2466 code for a protein of 447 amino acids. Lineage: Eukaryota; Metazoa; Arthropoda; Insecta; Coleoptera; Chrysomelidae. The transcript is spliced from 7 exons. The record is from RefSeq and is a predicted model, not a curated record. Gene Ontology annotation, biological process: protein palmitoylation. Gene Ontology annotation, molecular function: palmitoyltransferase activity; protein binding. Gene Ontology annotation, cellular component: Golgi membrane.